Anopheles marshallii is the source of this 2196-nucleotide messenger RNA. It is a transcript of the gene Psi, whose product is annotated as far upstream element-binding protein 1. Gene Ontology annotation, molecular function: mRNA binding. Gene Ontology annotation, biological process: regulation of DNA-templated transcription. The record is from RefSeq and is a predicted model, not a curated record. The transcript has 6 exons. Lineage: Eukaryota; Metazoa; Arthropoda; Insecta; Diptera; Culicidae. The coding region runs from base 1 to 2196 and encodes 731 amino acids. Gene Ontology annotation, cellular component: nucleus; cytoplasm.
AUGAGUGAUUAUUCCAACCAGAACUCGCAAAAUUUUAGUCAAUCGUCAGCAUUUGCAGCCGCUUUACAGAGAGCUAAACAAAUUGCCGCUAAGAUACACCCGGGAGGUCACCAGCAGCAGCAGCAGCCGCACCAACCAGUGAAGAGACCACACGACGAUCACGAUUCGGGGCCAGAAUUGAAAAAGUUCGGUGGACAGUCUGAUUACAAUAAUGCUAGCUCGCCUACUGGCAUGAGUCAGGCUGCAAUGCAAGCCGCCGCCCAAGCUGCAGCAGUAGCCGCCCGUCUGUCGCAGAACAACAGCAGCAAUAACCAGAACAACUUCAACGCUCCUAACGCUCCCGGAGGCGGUGGAUCGCAGGACCCGAACCAACGCGUGCGCGAACUAAUCAGCAAGAUGGUAAACCACGGCCCAAUGGACAACGGCAAUCAUCCCGGUCAGGGUGGUGGAGGUGGUGGCGGCGGCGGUGGUGGCGGAGGCCGUGGAGGUGGUGGUGGUGGUGGCGGCUUCAGCACAUAUCAGGAGAUGAUGAUUCCUGGUUCGAAAGUGGGUCUGAUCAUUGGCAAGGGUGGUGAAACAAUUAAACAGCUGCAGGAAAAGACGGGCGCCAAGAUGGUGAUCAUACAGGAUGGACCGGGUCAGGAGAUGGAGAAGCCACUGCGUAUUUCCGGCGACCCGCAGAAGGUGGAACAGGCGAAGCAGUUGGUGUAUGAGCUGAUCCAGGAAAAGGAUGCGUAUUCGCAGCGACCGAACAUGAAUGGCGCUGAACAGGCGGAAGUGUUCGUACCGAAGGCGGCCGUCGGGGUGGUAAUCGGCAAGGGUGGUGAGAUGAUCAAGAAGAUUCAAGGCGAAUCGGGCUGCAAGCUUCAGUUCAUGCAGAGCCGUGGAGAUGGUCCGGGUGAUCGGCGCUGCAUUGUACAAGGGUCGAAGGCACAGGUCGAGGAAGGAAAACGAAUGAUCGAGGAUCUGAUCGACAGUGUGCUGCGCCGUGAACAGCAGGGUGGUGGAGGUGGCCGCGGAGGAGGCGGAGGUGGUGAUGGUGGUGGUCACGGACGCGGUGGCAUGGGAGGUAACCCGAAUCAGGAUAAUAACUACAAUAACUACAAUGGACCGCAGGUGACGAGGUUGGAGUACACCUUCACUGUACCGGUAUCGAAAUGUGGUAUAAUCAUCGGACGCGGUGGGGAUACGAUCAAACAGAUUAAUCAGCAGUCCGGUGCACACACGGAGAUGGACCGAAAGGCGUCACAGAAUCAGACGACGGAAAAAACAUUUACCUGCAAGGGUGAACAGCAUCAGGUGGACGAGGCGAAGCGAUUGAUUCAGGAUAAAAUCAACAUGGAGAUUAACAUGGUGUACGUCGGCUCCACGUCCGUGCCGGUCAAUCAGUACCAGAACAAUGGCGCUGGGGGUGGUGGUGGAGGCGGUGGUCCCAACGCAUACCAGCAAGGUGGUUGGGGUGGCGGUUAUCAAUCGCAGGGUGGUUGGGAACAUCAACAAUCGGCCCAAGUAAAUGCAGCAUCAGCCGCGGCAGCGGCUGCAGCAGCGGCAGCGCAACAACAGCAUCAACCGCAGGCAGAUUACUCGCAACAAUGGAUCGAGUAUUAUAAGCAAAUGGGAAUGCUUAGGGAGGCGGAAGUAAUUGAGCAACAGCUUAAAGCACGUCAGGCAGCCCAAGGAACGAUGGCAGCUAAUCAAAAUGUGCAAGGUCAAACAGUGAUGGGUGCCGCAGGAGCCGGAGCCCCACAACAACAGGCGCAACCGCAACAGCAACAAGUUGGCGGCCAGGCAGACUACAGUGCAGAAUGGGCUGAAUACUAUCGAAAGAUCGGCAAAAUCGAGGAAGCGGAAGCAAUCGAGAAACAGAUCAAUGCAAACAAGCCCUUGCAAGCACAGGCCGUUGCGGCAGCGGCAGCAGUAGCGGCGGCAACCGGUGGUAAUCAACCCGGUGGACCGGGAGGUGCUGGCAACGGGCCAUAUGGAGGCGGCGGAGGCCCACAGCAGCAGGGACCUGGCGGCUAUGGCGGACAACAGUACCAGCAGUACUACGGCGGUGGUGGUGGUGGAGGUGGUGGCGGUGGUGGUGGCGGUGGUCAACCGGGAUACGCAGGCUAUCCGUACGGUGGAGGAUAUCCAGGACCGGGCGGUGGAGGGCCCCAAAACCAAUCGAAUGCAUCUAAUCAGGACAAGAAUUAA